Molecule: messenger RNA, 1739 nt
Organism: Portunus trituberculatus (swimming crab)
Lineage: Eukaryota; Metazoa; Arthropoda; Malacostraca; Decapoda; Portunidae
Product: piggyBac transposable element-derived protein 4-like
Exons: 2
Coding region: 273-1172 (299 amino acids)
Source: RefSeq, a predicted model, not a curated record
GCAAUAGAUGGCUCUGGGGUGGAGCAGUGCCCCAGUGUAAACAUGCGCUCUCAGCUGUUAGCAUGAGGGAGAAUUUCUUCUCAUUUCUCAUCCCUCUUGAACAUGCCAUAGCCCACAAUAUGGAUCCAGCAACAUUCUUUGGGAUCAGACAUAGGGAACUAUAACCUGUGGUUCCAGCCAAUGCUGAUGACUCUGAUGAUGACGUGGCUGAUCCAGAUUUCAAUCCUAAAACAGUUGGUAAUAUUGGAUUUGAGAGUGAUGAGUCUGAUGACAUGGGUGAGGGUAACCAAAAUCUGCUUGCCCAUGAAGAAAGAACUGCUUCUAGUCAGCAGCCAAAGAGACCAUGUACCAAAAAGCGUAGAACAUGCAGAAACAAUAUUGAUGUAGUUCAGUCUAACCCUGAGCUUCCUGAUGAGCCUCUCUUGCGAGAACGACAGUGGAGGAAGAGGGACAUUGAAAAUCUCUAUCCACCAGAGACUGAUUAUACCAAGCCUGAUAAUAUCCAAACACCUUACCAAUACUUUUCUCAGUUCUUUACACAUGAUAUGGUUAGUCAUAUAGCACACAACACAAAUUUGUAUUCAGUUCAGGAGCUAACCAAGAGUAUUGAGACAGAUGACAAUGAAAUGCAAACAUUUCUUGCAGUGUUACUGUAUAUGGGGAUAUGUCAUUUGCCAGCAGUCGAUGACUACUGGAGUGUGCAGCUGCGGUAUAACCUAGUUGCUGAUAUCAUGAGAUUCAAAUGCCUGAAAAGGUACAUACACUUCACUGAUAACAAUGGUGUGCAGAACGAAGAGGAUAAAUUUUGGAAAGUUAGGCCACUGUUUGAAAUGUUUCGUGAACAGUGCAAAAAGAUAGAAAGCAGCACAUUCCAGAGUGUAGAUGAAGUAAUGGUUCCCUACAAAGGUAGAAAAGCAGGAAAACUACGCCAGUAUAUAAAAAAUAAACCCCACAAAUGGAGUUACAAAAUCUUUUGCAGGUCAAGCUCUUGUAGUCCAGUAAAUCUAGGGUUCAACCUAAAACAAAUUGCAAUAGAUUGUUUCUCACUUGUGAGUGACUUGACUAGUCCUCAGGUACAUCAUACUAAAAAUCCCCAUGAAUCCAUGUGGUGGAAGGGGGUCAAUGGCGGCCAUUUUGGAAUUUUCUUAAAAGUCAUAUAUCUGGUAAAAUAAUAGUUUUAUCAGGAAACACAACUCAAUAAAAAUUGUUCAGAAUUGAUUGUUUUAUAGCAAUGGCAGGUUAUUUUACAAAGAUAAAUAAAUAUAUAGGAAAAAAUAAUAAAAUAUUAAAUUUUGAUUGCUGAUUUUAUUUUCAAAGACAUAUUCCUCAGAACUAGUGGCAUCCAUGACAAAAUGCAUCGAAGUAAAAAUUGUAGAACAAACUUUCCUCUUCUGAUAUAUAUAUACAAGUUUAUGCAUAUUUUAAAAAUUGACAAAGUUAUGAGGGAAAAUAUACAAAAAGCCAUCCUUAAAAAAAUAAUAAUAAAUACCUCGUCAAACCUUAAAAUUUAUUACAUUAUAAUGUUUCUCAACACUUAGUAAUAAUUAGUAUCAUGCUAUGAAAAGGUUUUUUUCCCUUCAUUUCAGAAACCAAAUUGCACAAAAGUUUUUUUUUUCAUCUUACAAAUAAUGAAACUUAAUUUCUGAUGUAGUAAUUUAUUAUUAAUGUUGUCUGUUCUCCUAAACCCAUAUGAAAAAAUAAUAAACUAUUGAAAUUGAAUAAAUGUGCUAAUUUUCAAA